Molecule: messenger RNA, 366 nt
Organism: Gongylonema pulchrum
Lineage: Eukaryota; Metazoa; Nematoda; Chromadorea; Rhabditida; Gongylonematidae
Source: the annotation of a GenBank genome assembly
CCGAAUAAAUUUUUGCUGACGGUGUUUACAAACGAACAUUCAGAUGAGGGCAAGAAAGCUCAGCAGAAGCUUUGGGAUCGUAAAAUCAAGGGUUAUCGAUGCGCAACUUUGCAGUUCUUGUGACCGAAUAAAUUUUCGCUGACGGUGUUUACAAACGAACAUUCAGAUGAGGGCAAGAAAGCUCAGCAGAAGCUUUGGGAUCGUAAAAUCAAGGGUUAUCGAUGCGCAACUUUGCAGUUCUUGUGGUUAGAGACUGAUACUUUGGUUUACGCGCAGUUCGAACGGUUGAGAGGGAACAACGAGUUAUUUGAUUCUGAGGAUCGUUGUCCGGCAACCGGUCACAUCGAUUGCGAUAACGCUAACUAA